AUUAAUCUAAUAUCAAUACUAGAUCUAUCAUUUAGGAUUUGUUUUUAGUGUGACUUUUGUGAUUUUCUGUUCUUCGCGGGGUUUUAUUUAUUGCAUUUUAUGUGCUUCUUUUUACACUCAUUUUUACAAUAUUUUAUUGUUACUUUAUCCCGUAAAAAAGAAAGUAUGCUAAGUUUGUUAUUAUAGUACUAUAUUCAAAAUAUAGAUAUUAUGUUUGCGGUUAAACAAAAUCUCAAGACAACGCUCUUACAUGGACCAGCAGAAUUAAGCAAGACAUUCUUAUACGAGGCAGCUAUUUAUUGGGCAGAAGAAGGUUGUCGUGUUUUCUUUAUCACACCGAUACCUUUACAACAGAUUCCUUCGGCUUGUCAUGAAAGUAAUCCUUCUACGUACUACACUUAUAAAUUGAUUACAUUUUUGUAUCUAUCGGAUUACAAAUCUUUGGCAACACAAUUAGCAGAAUUGCACACGUUUGUUUCAUUACCUACAAUACUUUUGUUAGACGACAUAGAUCAUUAUAUUAACGAUGACGCAACAAAGAAAGAAGACGCUUGUGAAGUGAAAACAAAGAUGCGUAUAGCCAGAGCAUUCAGCGUCAUCUUCGAUGCGAUAAAUUCGUGUUCACGAAUUUCUAAUACCAUUGUACACGCUUGCGUGUGGUCUUCGUCGAUUUUAAAAAAAACCAAUUUGGAUACUACGAUAUAUUUUCGUAACAUCUGGAACGUAUCGGAAGACGAAGAGAAAAAAAUAAUUUCUUUAAAAAAGAUUGAUCGUGAAAUGCAUUUACCCAAAGGCUAUCCAUUUUUCGAAUAUCACAAAUUUCAAGAUGGAACACGAAUUUUAAAAAAUAUUUAUCGUGAAUUUUUUCAUUGAUCGAUUGGUGCUGCACGAUUUGGUUUGGAUGAUUCGAAUCCAUUGUUAGGCUCGUGCGUUUGCACAUUUCGAACAAG
This is a messenger RNA of Polistes canadensis, 950 nucleotides long. RefSeq lists its product as uncharacterized. The coding region runs from base 211 to 873 and encodes 220 amino acids. Gene Ontology annotation, molecular function: single-stranded DNA binding. NCBI's taxonomy places the organism in Eukaryota, Metazoa, Arthropoda, Insecta, Hymenoptera, Vespidae. The record is from RefSeq and is a predicted model, not a curated record. Gene Ontology annotation, biological process: double-strand break repair via homologous recombination. Gene Ontology annotation, cellular component: Shu complex. The transcript is spliced from 6 exons.